Molecule: messenger RNA, 1604 nt
Organism: Drosophila mojavensis
Lineage: Eukaryota; Metazoa; Arthropoda; Insecta; Diptera; Drosophilidae
Exons: 2
Coding region: 926-1405 (159 amino acids)
Source: RefSeq, a predicted model, not a curated record
AACAACUAUGUGAUCUGGACAUUACCACGGUAGUUUCGAAAUAUGUCCAUUUUACAAACAUAAGUAAAUUUAGAAUAAUAAUUAUCCAUUUAUGAAGUGUAUGUAUAAAUGAAGAGGAACUAUAUACAUAAAUAUAUGUAUGUGGUACGAUACUACCGAAUAUUAUCAAUAGCUGAGAUUAAAAAAACUGGAAACAUACAUAAUUUAAUAUUCCCGCUGGGUUGAGCGUGGUGUAUAAGAGAGUGAAAAUGAGAAAAUAAAAGAGAAUACCCACGUAUCAUUAACAGUGUUUGUGCAUUGUCUAGCACUACGAAUACGUGACAAUUAUUGUUAUACUUUUACUCAGAUACAUUCUGUGUGGACUAUAGUGAAGUCAAUCAUUUUGUACCUCAUGUUCCGAGGAACUACAUUUAUACAUACAUAUGUAUAUCUGUUGAGGAAAUGCAAUAGCAAAUUUGUGACUAAAGAUUGUGAAAGUUAUCGUCAAAACAAUAAUUGUAUAGUGAACUGCUUGUUCCGAAAUAUAAAAUAGGAAGAACAAAGCUGUUAAGCCAAAUGUACUAUCUCGUGGCGUACAGUUAGCAAUAAUUACAGCCGAAAGGCUGUAUCAAUAAAAAAUAUAUAAGACGGGAACAUAAAUAAUUAAGCAUAUCAACAUCAAUAUCAACGCAAGUCUGCAGUAUACACCACCCAAAUAUGUCGGCCCACAUUUAGAAAAUCGAUAUUAAUUCUAGUCAAACUGAGUUUUGAAUGGUGAAAUUCUGGAGCUGUCAGUAUAUUUUUGGCUACUUAACAAUUCGCGGAUUUGAAACAUUUUAUUGUGCUACAGAAUUAAAACGCAAUUCAACAUUAAAAUUAUAUAAUUGCCCAUAGAAGGUUUCCUGUUACAGAGGUUAGUUUAAUUAUACAACCGCCUGAUUCUGAAAUGGUAAAAGGCCACACUGGGACACUAACAAUGCGACUUGUUCGGAAUAAAUUACGCAAACGCGACGAAACCUGUAGUGAAUACAAAAAAAGUGAAGUCAAGGAGCUUCAGGACAAUGGAGAUUAUCAGGGUCUAAACAGUUAUGAAAAUUCUGAAACCCAGCCGAAUAAAAUUUGUAACAAUUUUAUUGAAGACAACCAACAUGUAAAAUUUCUACGAACUAGUGGCAUUGCUGCUGAAGUUGUUGAGCACGGAAAUGUAGAAGACAAUCCAGAGUGGACGUUUCCUCCAAAAGCACCAUCGCCUCAUAUCUAUCAUAUAAACCCGGAGAUGUUGGUAGCUACCGAUAAAAUAGGCUUCAGAGGAUUUCGCAAACAAUUCAGUGGUCGGUUUAAGCGUUUAGUUGCCCGAAAGCUUGAACCUGCACCAGUGAUACCCCCAGAAUUAAAACCGCAACUAAAAACAAUAUAUGUAUAUUAACAAAUUUAUAAAUAUACAUGCACAUGUAUUUAAUAUAAGCUGGUGACAGCCGAAAAAUAAAUUGCUUUAAUUUUAAUUGAUUUCACUAAAUAUUUACAUUUGCUGCUAUUUUUGUCUAGUCUCCAACCGAAAUCCUAUAAACAAAAAAUAAGAAUUAUAUUAUUUACCAUACAUGACCUACUGUAAAUAUAUAAUGUUA